AUGGAGGCGUUCUUGUCUGCGUCCCUUCUGCUGCUGAUGCUGCUGCAGGGGCUGAGCAACGUCGGGGCCUAUCCUAACGGGGCACCCACGGGCGCCUGCGAGGACAUGACCCCUCGACACGGGGUGCCGGCACAACCGUCGCCCUCGCCCUACAAGCUGGUCACCAACAGCCGCGUCUUUCAGCCCGGUAAAGCCAUCACAGUGACAAUCAGUGGACCAGAGUACAGAGGUGUUUUGCUGGAGGCUCGCUCAGGAAACAGUUUCUUUGCUUUGGGAACCUGGAAGAAUCCUCCUCCUGAUACCAAGUUCCUGCAGUGCACGGAUAAUCCAUACGGCGCCAUCACGCACGCCAACACCAACGUCAAAGGCAACACGACAGUCUACAGCUGGACGCCCCCCGACAUCACGACCCCCGUCUACUUUGUGGCCACGGUUGCCCAGCAACGCACCGUCUUUUGGGUGAACGUGAGGUCCAACGUCAUGACCAGAUCUAAAGGGAAAGACGAUAUCAGCCUGGCGACGGAUGCAAGCGUGGGCUCGGCUGACGGCAAACAUAUGUUCGGCCUCCUGACUUGUUUGCUUAUGCUGCUUGUGUUGCAUUGAACGCUAACACGCUCUGUGCGG
Molecule: messenger RNA, 624 nt
Organism: Doryrhamphus excisus (bluestripe pipefish)
Lineage: Eukaryota; Metazoa; Chordata; Actinopteri; Syngnathiformes; Syngnathidae
Product: putative defense protein 3
Cellular component (GO): membrane
Source: RefSeq, a predicted model, not a curated record